Molecule: messenger RNA, 2754 nt
Organism: Juglans microcarpa x Juglans regia
Lineage: Eukaryota; Viridiplantae; Streptophyta; Magnoliopsida; Fagales; Juglandaceae
Exons: 7
Coding region: 817-2520 (567 amino acids)
Biological process (GO): regulation of asymmetric cell division
Source: RefSeq, a predicted model, not a curated record
AUAUAUUAACAUAAAUGAAUAGCAACAGAGAUCCUCAAAUACAGAGAGAGAGAGAGAGAGAGAAAGAGAGAGACCUCAAAAAUCAGAUAUCGUUAAUGAGCUGCUCUGUUCUGUUCUGCCCUGGGAUUUUCAGAAUCUGCCGUAGGCCCAUCGUAGCAUUAUACAUCCUGGAGAGUUUCAGAUAUUAUCUGUCUCUCUCUCUCUCUCUCCGUCCUUUUCUCCGGCUAAUCCAUUCAUAGGAACUAACAGGCACCAUCUCCCUCCGACGAUUACAAACUGGGGGUUUGACUUUGCGUGACAGUGCUCAGUUUCUCCGACAUCAAUGUCAGUUCGAAAAAAAUGGUUCGGUUUUAUUAACGAGAUGUUGAGAGUCAAAUCCUCUCCUUAAAAAAGGAUUCUUUCUGUUAUAUUGCGGAAGUCGAGGCAGUCUGGGAGAUUCUCUACGGAUCAUACGCGUUGAAGACAUUAUUGGGGGAAAAGUGUUCGUGUUUGGCCUGGUGGAAGAUGUUUCCUUCCUUUUUUUUAAGGAGGUAAAAUGAUUUUCCUGGAUAGCGUAUGGAAAAGGAAGCGAGGAAUAUGGAUGCGAAAUUAUAUGCGAUAACUAAGGACAGAAUUCCAUUAAUUAGGUACCGUUUGUUGCUCAUCUCUCUUUUAUCAACUAGAAUUAAUGGCAGAGAGGGUUCACCUUCCCCUCCUUUCCCCAGUAAUGUGAUAAAGAGAGAGGGUUUGUUCGAUUGUUCCUCAUAGCGCUGAUCGUAAAGUAUUCCCACUAUUCUCCACUUGCCGAGACUACUGUAAUCAGUUGAUUCAGAGCAUAUGAAAACAAUAUUUGGCUGUAGUUUGUUACAUUGCAGUGAAUCAGUGAGGGCGGUUCAGUUGCUUUCACCUAUCCGAAUUGUUGUAAGCUCAAAAUCUCACGCACAAUUGCUUCAGAAUUUUCACCCAUCUUUCGCAGUACCUGUAAACAUGAAACUUGAUAGUGAACCAGUGUUCUGCCAUUCAACUCUUGGCCAUAAGCCUGAUUCUAAACCUUUUGACUACAAUGACAUUGCUCUGGAUUCUGCUAUGAAGUCUCAAAACCUAAUCAUGACAGAAAAUCCGAGUCUCUUGUGUGACUUAAAGGGCGAUGAGAAGGAUGCAGUGCCAUUCUCAAAUGCUACAAAUGACGGAGAUGGUUGGACUGCCAUAAAGUUUGAUUGUUCUAUGAGCAUGGAUGAUAUAAACAAUGAAAAUAAAGACGAGGUCAAAGAUUUUGUUGCAUCACAUAAUCAAUAUUCCCAAAAAACAGAAUCAUUUGACAAGGACUUGCAUUUUGUUAUGGACAAAGGUGUUAUGGAAUGUGAACUGCCAGAGUUGACAGUUUGCUACAAAGGGAGUACUUACCAUGUUGUCAAAGACAUCUGCGUUGCUGAAGGCGUGCCUUCCCGCGAGAAGAUCAUGUUUGAGAGUGGUAGAGAUAAGAAAACUGUGUGCAUUGUUCUGCCGCCUGACAAGGAUCAAAACAAAGAAUUGGCAAAAGAAAAAGAAGAUAUUGAUAUUUCUGGUCCAGAUGGAUUAAAUUUUUCAGCAGAAAAUGAUUCUGACAAGGAUUCUACUAGUCAAUACGAUUCCAAGGACUCGAUGCAGACAGGGGAAGAUGCCACUGGUAGUAUUCUGACUGAUGCCUCCAAAAAGAUGUUUUUCCCUGGAAAUAUGCUUCCAAUGGUGGUGAGCGGCGUGUGUGCUUCCCAAUUUGAUUGUUUGAAUAAUGACAGCAAUAAAGUUGAACAACAGCCCUUUCAGGUCUAUGGUGAAAGACCAAUCUUGGCAAGUCCUGCUUUGGUCUCUGCAGUCGAAGAAUCAAACAAUAGCAGUGGGAAUAAGGUAUCGGCGAGCUCAACUUUGGUUUAUGCAGUGGAAGAAUCAAACUAUAGGAGUGUGGAUCCAAAGAUUGCAAGCCCUGAUUUUGUUUCUUCAGCUGAAGAAUCAAACAAUAGCACUGGGGAUCAAAUGUUGGCAAGCCCUACUCUUGUUCCUGCCACUGAAUUAUCAAACAGUAGUAGUACUGUCAAUGAGUUAUUUUACAAUAGCAAGGUGGAAAGUGGUAGCAUCACUUUCAAUUUUGACUCUUUAGAACCUUCAGCUAGUGGCAGACUUGAGGGUCUUGAAAAUGGUGACACUGAAUGUCAUGAAACUCAAAAAACGUCAAAGGUUGAAAACGGCUUUUCUGAUGCUCAUACAGUUUCAAGGCGGCAUCAACAUGCUCUAGGAGAGACAAGUUUUUCUGCAGUAGGUCGUGGAGAGGAAAGUUGCUCUGCAGCAGGUACUCUAUCGAGUCUUAUAAAUUACUCUGGUCCAAUGGGAUAUUCUGGUAGUAUCUCUCUUCGGUCAGAUAGCAGCACAACCAGCACGCGAUCCUUUGCCUUUCCCAUAUUACAGUCUGAAUGGAAUAGCAGUCCAGUUAGAAUGGCAAAAGCUGACCGGAGGCAUUUUCGGAAGCAUAGAUGUUGGAGGCAGGGCCUUCUUUGCUGUAAAUUCUGAAUGAGUCUUUUCUAUGCAUAGGGUUAGGAUCUGGUUUUAUACAUCACAAAAAAAAUUUUAAUUUAUUGAAUAUGAAAAAUAUAUACUUCCUUUUCUCUCUUGUGGUGUCUACAUGUGAAGUAGUGUCUUAGUGUCAUGCAGGCAAGUUCAUGAGGUGUAGCAAUGUCUUAUAAUUUUCUGCUUAUCUGCACCUAUAUACAUUUUCUCCAGUAUAGAAGCAAGUCUUUAUUUUUA